AUGCGGCCGGAAACCUCUUCUUCCUCCGGUUUCUCCUCCCCUUCACCGCCGGCGAGCCCUCUCACCGCCGGGAAAUCCAUGGAAGACGUCUGGCAGGGCAUCAAUUUGGGUUCUCUCCGACAGCCAACGCUCCCGCCAAGUUUAUCAGAUUCCGCCGCCAGAUCUUCUUCCGUCUUCCACUUCGGAAUCCUCUCCGCCGGCGGCGGCGGUGGGAACCCGCCGGCGCCCAUUUCUCCACAUCCUCUGCUUUCCCCUGGCUUUUCCAACUUCAGCACUAGUUUCACUAAUCGAAACUCCAACCCUCCUCUGGUUUUCCCUUCCCACGGGAAGAGAUCGAGAGCCGACGGCGGCGGAGGAAAAGGCGAGCAGUGGCAGAAGCGAAGGAUGAAGAACAGGGAAUCUGCUGCUCGUUCCAGAGCUAGAAAACAGGAAACUUCCUCUGUUUCGUUUAUGACUUAA
Messenger RNA from Linum tenue, 459 nucleotides. Lineage: Eukaryota; Viridiplantae; Streptophyta; Magnoliopsida; Malpighiales; Linaceae. The record is from the annotation of a GenBank genome assembly.